AAGAUUUAUAUAUAUUAAAUGCUUCGUUGAGAGGCAGUCUUGAGACCCAACACUGUAGCUGAAGAACUAAUACGUUUUGUUUAAGAAGUGUUAAACAUAUUCACACACAUAUAACACUGAGGGAGGUAUGUACUCUGACGAAGAGUUAGAAGUAGCAUUAGUCUGCUGUGACGUGACAAAAUAUGACCUGAUGAAGAAUUGAAAUUGACAUGAAAUGCCUUGUUCAACAUAUAUAACAAACAUUCGAUGCUUCACGAGACAGCAGAACUAACUGUAAAUGCGUGCUAAGAAGUGGAAUUGACAUUUUUACAAAUAAGUUACGAUUGUAGAGCAACAAAGAGCAGGGCUACAAUUUCAGUACCAAAUAAUUAAUCGUGACUCAUUUUCAAUCUGCUGUGCUCUUUUGUUUUACAACGAACAAAUUCAUUUAGAAAACUUUCUGAAGAACACAAAUAAUAAUAUGUAAUAAUGCAACUCUCCGUGAAACUGAAGAUUUCAAAAGCUGUGAUUUAGCAGUUUAAAAACGAGAUUUUGUCUGCCUUGUGACGGGAACGUUUUUCAACGUCAUGGUGUUUUACGUCACUCGUCACUCAAGGGCUCCGGUAGAGGUCCUUGUAGUCUCCUUACGAGAAGUAUCUGCAUUAGUUCUGUAGCGUGGGAGUGCGUUUAUUGUGACGGCUGUGAUCAUUUGUAGUAGACCGUUAUUUGGGGUCCGCAAAUAUUCUUUAAGAGACCUCCUAGUUCUUUCCAGCGGGAUUUAGGGCUAUUGUACAGAAUAGAGUCCACCGGCGUUCUCCCGUCUCUGGGCACCACUGUGUGCUGCAGUAUGUUCCGUGCUUCUGCUGUGACGCCCCCGGCGAAGCCUGCGCCACCGCCGAGAAACUUUCGCGGCUUGGAAGAAAACAUUCAUGACAAGUCCUCUGUCAACAAACAUCUUUAUCCUGGGCCGGAGGUGCUCACCCAAACUCCCUCUCGCCAGCUGACGUCCCCUAUUUCUUCAUAUGGUGGGAUGGGAUACCGUUUUGCCAGCGUGGAGCGGCUUGUUCAGCGACAACGGAUCUAUGACAGCAGCCUGGGAAGUCCUGUCCAGAAUGCUUUCCUGUCUGAUGCUAGCCCUCCAAGUGUAAACUUGUCGACAAAGCGCGAGCUCUUCUUCCGCUCAGAUGGAGGGACUUCUGCCACGAGCACAACAACGUCUGAUGUUAAAUCCACAGUCAAUACUCCAUAUUCUUCAUCAAGGCUGACGAAUUCUACGAAAGAAAUCAAUCUAAGUAGGGAGAAAGACAGAGAAAGGGAGAAGGACACGUUGAAGGAGAGAGAGCGGGAGAAGGUUUCUCCUAAAGACAUGGAAAGCUACGUGGGUUUUGUCAAUUUGCCUAAUCAAGUGUACAGAAAAGCAGUGAAGCGAGGGUUUGAUUUUACCCUAAUGGUUGUCGGGGAAUCGGGAUUGGGGAAGUCCACCCUCAUCAACUCCAUGUUCCUUACGGACAUCUAUUCGAAUGAGUACCCUGGACCAUCCCAAAGGAUGAAGAAGACAGUACAAGUGGAAACAAACAAAGUCUUCCUGCACGAAAAUGGGGUGAAUUUAACACUAACCAUUGUAGACACUCCAGGCUUUGGAGAUGCUGUAGAUAAUAGUGAAUGUUGGUAUCCUAUAAUAGACUAUAUAGAGUCUAAGUAUGAAGACUUUCUGAAUGCUGAGUCAAGAGUCCACCGUACUGCUAUCGUAGACUCACGAGUUCAUUGUUGCCUUUAUUUCAUCAGUCCAGGACAUGGUUUGAAACCAUUAGACAUAGAGUUCAUGAAGAGACUCCACGAGAAAGUUAAUAUCAUUCCUCUCAUCGCUAAAGCAGAUACAAUGACUCCAGAAGAAUGUAAUCAGUUCAAAAAACAGGUACUUAAUGAAAUAGCACAAAAUGAAAUCAGAAUUUAUGAGUUCCCAGACUGUGAAGAUGAAGAAGAGAAUAAACUUCAGAAACCUCUUAAGGAUCGAAUACCAUUUGCAGUUGUGGGAAGUAAUGUAAUAGUAGAAUCCAAUGGAAAAAGAGUUAGGGGUCGGCGAUAUCCUUGGGGUGUAGCUGAAGUGGAAAACAUGGAACACUGUGAUUUUCUUGCCCUUAGAAACAUGUUAAUAAGAACACACAUGCAAGAUUUAAAGGAUGUAACCAACAAUGUUCACUAUGAAAAUUAUAGAUGCUUGAAACUUGCGGGUGUUGGCAGUGAAGGUAAAUCUGGAAUUGUGACAAACAAGAACCCACUAGCUCAGAUGGAAGAAGAGAAAAAAGACCAUGAGACCAAGAUGAAGAGAAUGGAAAGAGAAAUGGAACAAGUAUUUGACAUGAAAGUCAAGGAGAAAAUAAACAAGCUGAAAGACUCGGAGGCAGAACUUCAUCGAAGAAGUGAACAGAUGCGCAAGGCUCUAGAACAGCAGAAACAGGAGCUCUACCAGAAGUGGAAAGAUUUUGAAAAGGAAAGAACAGCAUUUGAAGUAGCUAACAAGGAUAUAGAUGAAACCCUUCGGAAAUUGACUCUGGAUACUAAUUCUAAGGAGCACCUAGAUGGAAAAGAGAAAAAGAAAGAAAAGAAGAAGGGCUUGUUUUAGCUUCUUAGGUGACUACUAAUUUGUUUUACAAGCUGGCCUGGUUACCGCUGUUCAGGCCCUGUAGUAUGGUGUUUAAAGUCAGUCAACACCCAGUGAAGUAAACGUCAACCCUGAUGUCAUUCUCCUGCAUCAGUAUGUGUAGUUUACUUGAGUAAGACAGCUUCUUCCCAAGACCAUGUAGUGAAUUAUUUAUUGGCUGUUCCUGGUUGAAGCAAAGUUCAUGGUGUUCCGGACUGGAUUUGUCUGUGUUAUGUGACUUUUUAUUGUCCCAACAAUUUCUUCACCAGUCAAGAACAUUUUUGUUAAUAUCAAUUUACAUUAACAAACAGGGUUUGUUUAGAAAGAGAUGUUUAUCAAUGUACAUAAGAGUUCUUUGUCUUGGAGUUUCGUACGUAGCUCGUUAUGAUUUGCAUGGUCCCGUUAUUGUCUUGAAAUUGGCUACAGCUGUUACUGUGUAAUUCUUGUCAUAAAUUUCCAUCUUUUCAUACACUUUAAAGUUUUUCACAAGGAAGACCAUUAGUAUUCUCAUUAGUGAAAUGGAUGUAUUUUUGUCAGGUUCAACAUAUCACAUAUGUAUUUAGUUUCAUGCUGUCUCUGCUUUCAUUAUGUAUUGUACCUAACUUGUCAACUUUUGUUUGAGUAUGCAGUAGUAUCUUGUUGUGAUGUUCUUCAUAUCACAGUGUAGGUAACAAGAGGUUGAAAUAAAUAGCCCAGAUCUGUGUUCUAAUGA
Limulus polyphemus (Atlantic horseshoe crab) is the source of this 3332-nucleotide messenger RNA. RefSeq names its product septin-7-like. Bases 827 to 2602 code for a protein of 591 amino acids. The transcript has 13 exons. NCBI's taxonomy places the organism in Eukaryota, Metazoa, Arthropoda, Merostomata, Xiphosura, Limulidae. The record is from RefSeq and is a predicted model, not a curated record. Gene Ontology annotation, cellular component: septin ring; septin complex; cell division site. Gene Ontology annotation, molecular function: molecular adaptor activity; GTPase activity; GTP binding. Gene Ontology annotation, biological process: cytoskeleton-dependent cytokinesis; cilium assembly.